AUUUUAUAUAGCCAUAACGAAACGAAACACCUGGUGUUCUUUCUUUAUAAUUGCUGUGUAGACUUCAAGGGACGCACAAUAUCAACGUAUUUCUAAAUGUAUUGCUAGAAUGAAGGCUACAAAUAUUAUAUUUUUCUUCAUAACCUUUGUCCAUUUGAGUUCAGAGAAUUGCAACAUAAUAAUGUGCAACUUGAAAGGAAAAUCAUUAAAACAAUCUAGGCUGACCAGUGCGGAUAUUGAUACAACAGUUUGCCCCUAUCUAACGAUCUCUUUUGCUGAAUUUGACAAUGAUGCUCUGGUAGUAGACAAGCAAGUCUCGGAGACAUUUCCGUGGAUGUGGGUGGCUAAAGCAAAGAACCCAAAUUUUAAACUUGUGUUAUGUUUCUAUAACGCUGUGGGCGUCGAAGAAUUUUAUGAUAUGUACAGAACGCCUGAGAAAAGACUCAAAUUCAUCCCAUUGCUAGUAACAUACUUAAGAAAUAACAAAUUUGAUGGAGUCCAAGUGGAAUUAGCAGUCGGCUAUGGACUGUGGAGCCCGUUACGUUAUAAUAUAGACCGUUGGGCAGAUUUUAUGGAGGACAUACAAAAGGCUUUUACAGAAGAAGCUAAGUCUUCAGGCAAACCUAAACUGUUGCUGUUUGGACAUAUAGAUAGCCGAAAAGAAGACUAUGACCCAUUAUACCACGUACCCAGGAUCUACAAAUACUCGGAUUUCGUUAUCGUGGAUGCCUGGCCAUAUUAUCCACUUAGAAUUGGACCUAAAUAUAAUAUCUCCAUAACUAACACACACCACACCAGAAUUUACAGUGAACACCAAGGAGACUUUAGCAAUAUAGACUACAAUGUGAAAACUAUUCUAAGGAAAGGUGGAAUCAAAGAAAAGACUGUUAUCAGUUUGUAUCUCAUGGCUGAAUUUUACAGAAGAGUUUUUGGUUUAGGAUUUCCAAGAUAUGACUGGGUCAAAUACGACAAUUAUGGCGCAGUUGGCGCAAUAAUGUCUCAAGGUGGCAAUGUAACAAGAGUGUUCGACAACUGCCCCAUUUUUAUGAGUGAUCGGACCGUCAUAUAUUAUGAUGAUGAGAUCAGUUUAACUGAGAAGGUAAAGUAUAUUAAAACUAAAGGAUUAGCCGGAUUUGAAAUUUCAGACAUGUCUGCUGAUGACUUUAAAGGAGUUUUUGGUAGAGGAAAAUUUCCUCUUAUGAGAGCUGUGAACGAGGAAUGUCGAAAGCCUUGAGAGAUAGAUGAAAAGCUAACAUCUAGUCUUGACAUGUGAUUUAUUGACGACUUUCGGAAUCAAAUAUUAAAAACAUAAUAAUAAUUUGAUAUGACUUACUUCUCGUUGUGCAUAAGAAUAAUAUCUUAAUUUUCUGCAAAUGUCCUAAUUUACUUUCUGAUAUUAGAUAAGAUUUGUAAAUUAAAACUAUGACGUAUCA
Messenger RNA from Biomphalaria glabrata, 1433 nucleotides. Its product is annotated as chitotriosidase-1-like. Gene Ontology annotation, cellular component: extracellular region. Gene Ontology annotation, molecular function: chitin binding; chitinase activity. The transcript has 11 exons. NCBI's taxonomy places the organism in Eukaryota, Metazoa, Mollusca, Gastropoda, Planorbidae. Bases 110 to 1234 code for a protein of 374 amino acids. Gene Ontology annotation, biological process: carbohydrate metabolic process; chitin catabolic process. The record is from RefSeq and is a predicted model, not a curated record.